Messenger RNA from Vigna umbellata (rice bean), 507 nucleotides. RefSeq lists its product as uncharacterized. The record is from RefSeq and is a predicted model, not a curated record. Lineage: Eukaryota; Viridiplantae; Streptophyta; Magnoliopsida; Fabales; Fabaceae.
AUGAAAUCCUUGCCACAGAAGUUCGAUUACAUAGUGGUUGCAAUUAAAGAAUUGAGAGAUCUUUCAAAAAUGAAAAUUGAGGAACUACAAAGCUCAUUGGAGGCGCAUGAAAUGAGGCUAUUGGAUAAAAAUCCAACCAAGAAUGAAGAACAAGCACUGAAAAGUAAGCAGAAGAAAUAUCAAGGGAAAGAGGCUUACAUUGCACAAGAAGAUUCAAAUUUAGAACCACUGACGUUGAUGGUGACCACUUCUGUAGAAAAAUCUUCUUCUCAAAAUGACUUGUGGUACCUAGACUCCGGUUGCUCAAACUAUAUGACAUGCCAUAGAGAAUGGUUGAUAAACUUUGAUGCAACGAAGAAAAGAAAGGUGAAGUUUGUUGAUGAUAGUACGUUUAAGGUGGAAGGAAUGAGAGAUGUGGUUAUUCGAAGAAAGAAUGGUUUGAAUGCUACCAUCACCAAUGUGUUAUUUGUGCCUACCAUGAAGUGCAAUUUGUUGAGCAUUGGCUAG